Peromyscus eremicus (cactus mouse) is the source of this 1935-nucleotide messenger RNA. It is a transcript of the gene Ptbp3, whose product is annotated as polypyrimidine tract binding protein 3. The record is from RefSeq and is a predicted model, not a curated record. The coding region runs from base 116 to 1789 and encodes 557 amino acids. The transcript is spliced from 15 exons. Gene Ontology annotation, cellular component: nucleus. Gene Ontology annotation, biological process: regulation of RNA splicing; mRNA processing. Gene Ontology annotation, molecular function: mRNA binding. NCBI's taxonomy places the organism in Eukaryota, Metazoa, Chordata, Mammalia, Rodentia, Cricetidae.
GGGCUGUGAGAUACGUUAACCAUUUCUACAUAACGAGCGUCUGCACUUUGUCACCGGGGACGCUUCCUCCUCGGUCCCCCACCCCCCAAGAAACUUAGUGAAUUCGCCGCGGGCGAUGUCAGAUAUUGUUGUUGUUACAGAUCUUAUAGCAGUCGGUUUAAAGCGGGGAUCUGAUGAGCUUCUUUCUCCUGGUGUCAUUAACGGACCUUCUACCAUGAACAAUUCUACUCCUUCUGCAGGUGUGUAUGCUAAUGGGAAUGACAACAAGAAAUUUAAAGGAGAUAGACCUCCCUGUUCGCCUUCCCGUGUUCUCCAUCUUCGCAAAAUUCCAUGUGAUGUCACCGAAGCAGAGGUCAUAUCAUUAGGUCUACCAUUUGGCAAAGUAACUAAUCUUUUGAUGUUGAAAGGAAAAAGCCAGGCCUUUUUAGAAAUGGCUUCUGAAGAAGCUGCUGUUACUAUGGUAAAUUAUUACACUCCUGUUACUCCUCAUCUACGAAGUCAGCCUGUUUAUAUCCAGUAUUCCAAUCACCGAGAACUUAAGACUGACAAUCUGCCUAAUCAGGCUAGAGCCCAAGCUGCACUGCAGGCUGUCAGUGCUGUCCAGUCAGGAAACCUGUCCCUUCCUGGAGCUCCUUCCAAUGAAGGCACAGUGCUGGCUGGACAGAGCCCUGUGCUCCGGAUAAUUAUUGAAAACCUAUUUUACCCUGUCACUCUGGAAGUUCUUCAUCAGAUAUUUUCUAAAUUUGGCACGGUCUUGAAGAUUAUCACCUUUACAAAGAAUAAUCAGUUUCAAGCCUUGCUUCAGUAUGCUGACUCAUUGAAUGCACAUUAUGCCAAAAUGGCUUUGGAUGGCCAGAAUAUCUAUAAUGCAUGCUGCACUCUGCGGAUUGACUUCUCCAAGCUCACCAGCCUUAAUGUGAAAUAUAAUAAUGACAAAAGCAGAGACUUCACUCGCUUAGACCUUCCGACUGGUGACGGUCAGCCAUCUCUUGAACCUCCUAUGGCUGCUGCUUUUGGUGCACCAGGUAUAAUUUCUUCUCCAUAUGCAGGGGCUGCUGGAUUUGCCCCUGCCAUUGGAUUUCCUCAAGCUACAGGUCUGUCUGUCCCAGCUGUUCCUGGACCCCUUGGUCCUCUCACACUCACCUCCUCUGCUGUCACUGGAAGGAUGGCCAUUCCUGGGGCAAGUGGUAUACCAGGGAAUUCUGUUCUGCUUGUCACCAACCUCAAUCCUGAUUUUAUCACACCGCAUGGGCUUUUUAUCCUUUUUGGGGUGUAUGGUGAUGUACAUCGAGUGAAGAUCAUGUUUAACAAGAAAGAGAACGCCUUGGUGCAGAUGGCCGACGCCAGUCAAGCUCAGCUAGCAAUGAAUCAUCUAAGUGGUCAGAGACUUUAUGGAAAAGUACUUCGUGCUACACUGUCCAAACACCAAGCAGUUCAGCUCCCUAGAGAGGGACAAGAAGACCAAGGUCUAACUAAGGACUUCAGCAAUAGUCCUCUGCAUCGUUUUAAAAAGCCCGGCUCAAAGAACUUCCAGAAUAUCUUUCCACCAUCAGCCACUCUGCAUCUUUCCAACAUUCCCCCUUCUGUUACAAUGGAUGAUUUGAAGAACCUUUUCACAGAAGCUGGAUGCUCGGUGAAGGCUUUUAAGUUCUUUCAGAAGGAUCGUAAGAUGGCACUCAUUCAGUUGGGGUCUGUGGAGGAAGCAAUGCAGGCCCUUAUUGAGCUUCACAAUCAUGAUCUUGGGGAGAAUCACCACCUCCGAGUGUCUUUCUCAAAGUCCACCAUCUGAGCUCUCUGAAUUUUCUCCUUCAACUGGACCAUAAUUUCAGUAACGUCUUCAGGCAUGGACUGAAGCAGCUCGAGACCAAUUCUGCCUCUUUCACAAAAGUCACUCUUGGGGAGUUUGUUUGAUACUCAAGUACAUUCAAAACAAGA